CAAUGAGCAGAUCAGCUGCUCCCCUUUGUUCCCAUGUCACAGCAACCUCCAGCUUGAUUUGCUCACUGAAAGCUAGGAGGUCACCACACUCCUCAGUCUAGCAGCUGCUGCUGGCCUGGCCGGUACUUCCUCACUGCUAGUUGGGAUUUGGGGCUCCUGAAAAAGGAAACACGAAGAUGGGGGGACACUUGCAUAUGCUAUCAAAGUGGCUGGUUCUGCUGAACUUCACGGCCUUGGAGGUCUCAUCCAUAGAAACAGUUAACCUGGUGGAUUUUUGUGGGCAGACCAUCAGAGACGACGGGCUGAUUAUCAAUUCGCACAGGGACUCCCGGCGCUACUACUUCGUGGCUACGGGGACGGACUGCUCCCUCACCAUGCAGGCCGCGUCGCCCAAAGACAAAGUCCAGUUCCAGUUCCGCUUCUUCUUGGUGUACAGCCUGCUGCGCCUGGCCCCCAGUGGCGGGCCCCCGUCCAACACCACCCGAGCGCCUCUGCCCCCAGAGACCGCCCGGCCCAGCCAAAGGGGGCCUGGGCAGCCCUCAUCCGGUGGAGACUGGGAGCUUCAGGACCCCUGUAAUGCUGGAUCGUAUGUGCAAUUCUAUGAUGGCAGAGGUCGCGCCGCCGAGCCUCUGGGGUUCCCGCUGUGUGGGAAGAGCAUCCCUAGGCCCAUCCUGUCCACCGGGAACUACUUGACCCUGCGCUUGGUGACACGGGGGCAGCAGCCCCGGGUGGAUUUCGUGGGCGAUUUUACAUCCUUCCGUCUGGGCUUCAACAUGUCCGAGUGCAGCGAGGAGCCGUACUUCCAGUGCCGGAACAGCAAGUGCAUCCCCAUGAGCCUGGUGUGUGACCGGAUGGGCAUCGAUAACUGCGGGGAUGGCUCGGACCAGGCAGCCCACCCCCCUGCCAAGUGCAGAGGCCGCCCUCCCACAUCAGCAUUUCUCCAGCCUGCGAGCAGCCCUGCAGCCCACGUCACCCCCUGCAUGGCAGCCUGUGGCGGGGCAGAGAAGAGCCAGCCCUUGGCCCCAGACACCGCGCCUCAGGACGAGCCUGCAGCAGCUCUGCCCCCACAGCUGUGCCCACAGGAACCAUGGCUGUUCCAGCAAAGUCACGCCGCAGCACAGCGCCGACCUGCCCAUCUGAGGUCAGCUAUGCCAUCCUCGCCCUGGCCGGAGGAGCAGGGAUCCGACCUUUCCUGUCUGUGCUGCAGAGAUUCUCUCCGCUGGCUUGGGUCCUCGCAGGACGGGCUGCGGAUACGAGCUGGGGGGGUGGGGUGGGAAGAGGACGGGGCAGCUCCCAAUACCUCCUCUGCUCACUCCCAUAGACAGGCCAGGCCCCAUGCGCUCCUCCCAUGGAUCGGCUCAACUGCAUGCCCCCCACCGGCAACAGCCUCCGAAACACAAGGGCCCAGAGGGCUGCUAGGGAGUCCUGGAGUUGCCCCAGUGAGCGAUGCAGGUGGCGGAAGGAGCGAAUGAUUCACCGGCUUGAAUGGGGAUUUGCCCCUUGCCUCCAAGCACCGUGCUGCUGGGGGCAGGCUGAGUCCCUCUCAGCUCUCUGCGUGUGAUUGUUGUCGUGACACCUGCUGCACCAAACACGUUGUCCCUCCAUGAGACGUGAGCCCAGCAGGUUGUCCACAGCUAAUAAAACAAGUCGGCCCUUU
This is a messenger RNA of Malaclemys terrapin pileata, 1657 nucleotides long. It is a transcript of the gene LDLRAD2, whose product is annotated as low density lipoprotein receptor class A domain containing 2. Bases 177 to 1472 code for a protein of 431 amino acids. The record is from RefSeq and is a predicted model, not a curated record. NCBI's taxonomy places the organism in Eukaryota, Metazoa, Chordata, Testudines, Emydidae. The transcript is spliced from 5 exons. Gene Ontology annotation, molecular function: protein binding.